UGUAGAAUCAUGGUAAUGGAAAAUGUCAACAAACCUCAGCUAUGGAACAUCUUCAAUCAAGUUACUAUGCAGUCUCAGGAUGUCCGUCACCAUCGCUUUUGUCUCCGCUUAAUGCUGAAAAAUCCUGAUAAUCACGCGUUGUGCGUCCUAAACGGGCAUAAUGCCUUUGUGUCAGGCAGUUUCAAGCACGCUCUUGGACAGUAUGUGCAAGCCUUUCGUGCAAAACCGGAUGAACCGCUGUACAGUCUUUGUAUUGGCUUGACUUUCAUCCACAUGGCAUCUCAGAAAUACGUGUUGAAAAGGCAUGCUCUUCUAGUACAGGGCUUCUCCUUCCUUCAUCGGUACCUGGACCUGCGUGGAGCAUGUCAGGAGUCUUUCUACAACCUCGGCCGUGGCCUCCACCAGCUGGGAUUACUGCACCUGGCCAUCCACUAUUACCAGCGAGUACUUGAACUUCCUCCUCUCACCCUAGAGGGAAUAGAAACUGAUCAGACAGACUUGAGAAGAGACACUGCCUUCAACCUGUCACUCAUUUAUCAGAGCAGUGGAAAUACAAGGAUGGCGCAGAAGAUGUUGUAUACCUACGCAGUGGUAUGAUGAGGUUUGUGACAGGUGGAAUUGACUCUUUGUGUUAACCUUUGUGUUCCGCAGUGCUGGGGAAACCGGUUUUAU
Messenger RNA from Eurypyga helias (sunbittern), 672 nucleotides. RefSeq names its product general transcription factor 3C polypeptide 3-like. The coding region runs from base 10 to 597 and encodes 195 amino acids. Gene Ontology annotation, cellular component: transcription factor TFIIIC complex. Lineage: Eukaryota; Metazoa; Chordata; Aves; Eurypygiformes; Eurypygidae. Gene Ontology annotation, biological process: transcription by RNA polymerase III. The record is from RefSeq and is a predicted model, not a curated record. Gene Ontology annotation, molecular function: protein binding. The transcript is spliced from 4 exons.